AUGAACGUCCUCAAGCUGCAGAGGAAGUUCCCCCAGUUCCAGCAGAACGACAUAUUCGGCCUGGCAGACGCCUUCCGCAAGCUCGAUGUCGACGACAAGGGUUACGUAGACGAGGCCACUGCCAUCAAGGCAACCCAGGCCAGCGAGCGACAGCCCUACGAUGUUGUGCGACAAGCACUCAAGGAGGUCGACCUCGACUCCUCCAGGCGCGUCGAGUUGGAGGACUAUGUUGGCCUCAUCGCGAAACUCCGAGAUUCCUCUCCUGCCCAGGUCGCCAUGCGCACAGGAGGCGCCGCCCCCGCUUCUCCCAGCAGCGUCGUCGCACAGCGCACCGGCGGCGGUGUUGGCGGCGGGCACGCCCAGAAGUCCAGCAUCAGCGGCAAGAUCCACGUCCAAGGCUCGAAUGCUAACAUCACUCACACCAUCAACGAGGACGAGCGCACCGAGUUCACCCGACACAUCAACGCCGUCCUUGCCGGAGAUGCCGACAUUGGCGACCGCCUACCCUUCCCUACCGACACCUUCGAGAUGUUCGACGAGUGCCGCGACGGUUUGGUCCUGGCCAAGCUCAUCAACGACAGCGUACCGGAUACCAUCGAUGAGCGUGUGAUGAACGUUCCCGGCAGGAAGAUCAAGAAGCUGAAUGCAUUCCACAUGACCGAGAACAACAACAUCGUCAUCGAGUCCGCCAAGGGUAUCGGCUGCUCCGUCGUCAACAUUGGCAGUGGGGAUAUCAUCGAGGUCCGCGAACAUCUUAUUCUGGGUCUCAUCUGGCAGGUCAUCCGCAGGGGUCUUUUGGGCAAGAUUGACAUCAAGCUGCACCCCGAGCUGUACCGGCUGUUGGAGGAGGACGAGACCCUCGAGCAAUUCCUGAGACUGCCACCAGAGCAGAUCCUCUUGCGCUGGGUCAACUACCAUCUCAAGGCCGCCAACUGGCCCCGCCGCGUUGCCAACUUCUCCACCGACGUCAAGGACGGCGAGAACUAUGCUGUUCUUCUGGCACAAAUUGGUUCGGAAUACGGUUGCACAAGAGCCCCUCUGCAAACACGGGACCUGCUCCAGCGUGCCGAGGAGGUUCUUCAAGAUGCCGACAAGCUGAGCUGCCGCAAGUUCCUCACCCCCAAAUCCCUUGUUGCCGGAAACCCCAAGCUCAACCUCGCCUUUGUCGCAAACCUGUUCAACACCCACCCUUGCCUCGACCCUAUCACGGAAGAGGAGAAGCAGGAAGUGGAGGACUUCGAUGCCGAGGGCGAGCGCGAGGCCAGGGUCUUCACCCUGUGGCUCAACAGUCUGGACGUCCAACCUGCUGUCCAAUCCUUCUUCGACGACCUGCGCGAUGGCUCAGUACUAUUGCAGGCUUACGACAAGGUCAUCAAGGGCUCGGUCAACUGGCGGCACGUCAACAAGCCCCCAGCGAAUGGCAACGAGUUGAUGCGGUUCAAGGCCGUCGAGAACACAAACUACGCGAUUGAGCUAGGCAAGCAGAACGGCUUCUCCCUGGUCGGUAUCCAAGGAGCCGAUAUCACCGAUGGCCAAAAGACCCUCACCCUCGGCCUGGUGUGGCAGCUGAUGCGCAAGAACAUUACGAUCACGCUGGGCGCUCUGGCACAACGGCUCGGCAAGCGAGAGAUCACCGACGCCGAAAUGGUCAAGUGGGCGAACGACAUGUCCCGCAAGGGCGGCAGGAACUCGGCCAUCCGCUCCUUCAAGGACGGCAGCAUCGGCACCGGUGUCUUCCUGAUUGACGUGCUGAACGGCAUGAAGAGCAACUACGUCGACUACGACCUCGUCACACCAGGGCGCACCGACGACGACGCGUACCUCAACGCCAAGCUAAGUAUCUCGAUUGCGAGAAAGAUGGGCGCCACCAUCUGGCUGGUGCCCGAGGAUAUCUGCCAGGUCCGGUCGCGUCUGGUCACCACUUUUAUUGGCUCCCUCAUGGCCACUCACGAGAAGAUGCAGUAG
Diaporthe citri is the source of this 1965-nucleotide messenger RNA. RefSeq lists its product as uncharacterized. Bases 1 to 1965 code for a protein of 654 amino acids. Gene Ontology annotation, cellular component: actin filament bundle; actin filament; cytoplasm. Lineage: Eukaryota; Fungi; Ascomycota; Sordariomycetes; Diaporthales; Diaporthaceae. Gene Ontology annotation, molecular function: actin filament binding; calcium ion binding. Gene Ontology annotation, biological process: actin filament bundle assembly; actin filament network formation. The transcript is spliced from 4 exons. The record is from RefSeq and is a predicted model, not a curated record.